Neoarthrinium moseri is the source of this 624-nucleotide messenger RNA. RefSeq lists its product as uncharacterized. The record is from RefSeq and is a predicted model, not a curated record. Bases 1 to 624 code for a protein of 207 amino acids. NCBI's taxonomy places the organism in Eukaryota, Fungi, Ascomycota, Sordariomycetes, Amphisphaeriales, Apiosporaceae. The transcript is spliced from 2 exons.
AUGUUCAGAGCCAUCCUCACAGUAGUUGGCAUCGUCAUGUCCCAGGUUGAGUUGGCACAGGCUAUCCCGAACGUGACCGUGACUCCUUUGCCGCCGACGUGCGCGUCUUAUCCCGCAUACGAUAAUUCGACAGGUCAAGCUGGGCCGUGGUAUCUAGUGGCAGACGCGACAGGCUCCUCUAUUGAUGGGUUUGCGGCAACAGCAACCUAUUAUACUAAUCCUGACUUCCACAGAUGGGGCUUCAUUACCAUACCAUCUGUUAAGGCAACAAAGAAUCCAGCAAUGCGCUGUGCGAAUGGCACACUGCAAGCGCAGCUAUCUACUGGUAAUAAUAAUACCGCAUGGCAGGACAUCGUGGUUGCAGGCGACAACAACUGGCAAGCUGGGAUCGGGUUCGCUUUCCCUGGUGAUCAGAGCAAGGAUAUCCCAGUCCAGCCCUACGCUCACUUUAUCAAUGGUACCAGACAGCCCGGCGUAUUCCUUGGGGCUAAAAAUGUGACGACCUGGUAUUUCAAGGAUAAUUGGGCUGGCAACGCUGGCGAAUACUAUUUGCUCAGGCUGUGGGCCUCAGGCACUGAACUUGAGGAGAAAGAUCACGCCGGGUUUUUGAAGUUGGUAGUCUAG